This is a messenger RNA of Cervus elaphus (red deer), 429 nucleotides long. It is a transcript of the gene LY6G5C, whose product is annotated as lymphocyte antigen 6 family member G5C. The record is from RefSeq and is a predicted model, not a curated record. The transcript has 3 exons. NCBI's taxonomy places the organism in Eukaryota, Metazoa, Chordata, Mammalia, Artiodactyla, Cervidae. Gene Ontology annotation, cellular component: external side of plasma membrane. Bases 1 to 429 code for a protein of 142 amino acids.
AUGUAUGUUAUGGAAGGCCAUGCAGGUAGCCAGAAUCAAACCCUGUACAUAGUCCUCUUAAUAGUGCUGGUCAUGAUGAGCUUGGUGUUUGGUAAGUGGUUCAAUGGGUUGCAUGAUCCAGGAAUCAUUAAACCGGAACAUUUAAACAAAUACCUAAGCUGCUAUCGAUGCCUCUUUGAGACCAAGGAGCUCGGAUGCCUUCUGGGAUCUGACACCUGCCUUGUCCCAAAGGGCAGCAGCUGCAUGACUCUGCUCAUAAAGAACAACAGUGGUUUUGAGACCAUGGUGAGUGACUGCCGCAGCAAGGAACAGCUGAGUGACUGCUCAUACACCCGCGCCUCUCCAGUGUUUGGCUUCUGGAUAUUCUCUCGAUGCUGCUUCCAGAAUUUCUGCAAUAACCCUCAGAACAGAAUGAUAUAUAUUUCUUAG